Molecule: messenger RNA, 1714 nt
Organism: Malus domestica (apple)
Lineage: Eukaryota; Viridiplantae; Streptophyta; Magnoliopsida; Rosales; Rosaceae
Product: homogentisate phytyltransferase 1, chloroplastic-like
Cellular component (GO): membrane
Molecular function (GO): prenyltransferase activity
Source: RefSeq, a predicted model, not a curated record
AAUUACGUAACUCUCCCUCUCUCCCUCUCCUGAGUGCUUACUUAAGGGCAGUGAGUUUUCACAGUGGUCUCAGUUGAACUGAAGCAUCGAUUUCUUUGUUGGCUGAAGCACAUGGACUCUGCGCUUGUUGGGUCCUUCUCCAAAGCAUCUUUGGGUGGGAACAUUUGGAGAAGGGAUAAUCUCCACAAGAACUGCUUUUCAGGUUCAUAUGUAGCAGUCAGAGUUUCAAGGUGCAGAGCAUGGGAUAUCCUAGAAAGUUACUGUGGUGUUGGAUCUCAGCAACAUCUUUUUCAGCGAAAUACCGGAGGCACUAAGGAAAAGUCUAAAUUCUACAGGGGGCAUGAUAAAAAGUUCUUGGUGAAUGCUACUGCAGGCAACCCUCUUGAAUCUGAACCUGAAGCCUAUAAUCCGAAAAGCAUAUGGAACUCUAUCAAAAAUGCCAUAGAUGCUUUUUACAGGUUUUCAAGGCCGCACACAGUUAUAGGCACAGCAUUGAGCAUAAUUUCAGUUUCUCUCCUUGCAGUCAAGAAUCUGUCAGAUUUGUCUCCAUUAUUUUUCACAGGGGUGCUGGAGGCUGUAGUUGCUGCUUUCUUUAUGAAUAUUUACAUUGUUGGGUUGAAUCAGUUGUCUGACAUCGAUAUAGACAAGGUUAACAAGCCUUAUCUUCCGUUGGCAUCUGGGGAAUAUUCAGUUGGAACCGGCAUCAUGAUUGUGACAUCUUUUCUAAUUAUGAGCUUUUGGCUUGGAUGGGUUGUUGGUUCAUGGCCAUUGUUUUGGGCCCUUUUCGUCAGUUUUGUACUUGGAACUGCUUAUUCAAUCAAUUUGCCACUAUUGAGAUGGAAGAGGUCUGCUGUGGUUGCUGCAAUGUGUAUCCUAGCUGUUCGGGCAGUGAUAGUCCAACUUGCUUUUUUCCUGCACAUGCAGAUGCAUGUGUACAAAAGACCAGCUGCCUUCUCGAGGCCACUAAUCUUUGCAACUGCAUUUAUGAGCUUCUUCUCAGUUGUUAUAGCAUUAUUUAAGGACAUACCUGAUAUUGAUGGAGAUAAAAUAUUCGGCAUCCGGUCUUUUACAGUACGCAUGGGACAAAAGCGGGUCUUUUGGAUUUGUAUUUCGCUACUUGAAAUGGCUUAUGGUGUUGCCGUUUUAUUGGGAGCAUCAUCGGGCUUCAUGUUGAGCAAAUGCGUCACGGUUUUGGGACAUACAAUUUUGGCUUUGGUACUGUGGAACAGAGCCAAAUCUGUCGAUCUCAACAGCAAAGCUGCAAUCACAUCCUUUUACAUGUUUAUAUGGAAGGUAAAUGCUUGCUACUGCUACUUGAAUGCAAUUGCAGUGGAAUAGAGUAUGUCAAAAACCAAAGCUUUUCUACGCUGAGUAUCUACUUAUACCGCUUGUUAGAUGACGAUGCAACUUAUGUCAAAGUAAAGGUUGCUUUCGGAAUCUUAGGGGGUAACAAUCGAACGCUGUUGCUGGGUUAUUCAACGUACAUUGUACUCUCCGAUAUUUCCUUGGUACAUUAUUUCACCGUCCCGGCCUGGUUUCCGGGGAAAAGCUGGAAAGUUUGAGGCGUAAGACCUUUGCAUAUCGAUUGAAAUUGAAGUUUAAGCAAAUAUUAUGAAUAUUUGGUUGAAAUUGAAGUUUAAGCAAGUAUAAUGAACAUUGAAAUCUCAAUGAAUCCGUUCGUUUAUGAAAUCUAAUGUUGGAGUUCUAAACCUAA